UAUCAAUACACAAAUAGUUUAUUUGAGAGCUUGAGAAUUAAAAAUGGCGUACAAUUUUCCUGGGAUACCAUCAGCAGGAAUUCCUCCAAUCGGAAUGGGGCCAAUGGGUCUGGGAUUAGCAGCAGGACAUCAAGGAUUUAUGGAACUUGGUCAGGGUUUUCCAGCUCUGCCACCACCGUUACCACCUCUGCCAGGUAUGAAUGAUUCUCCACUUGAGUUUAGCACCAAAAAGAACCAGCCGCCUCCGAUCCGCGAAAGUACUGAGGAGUCGACGGAGCGGAGAACUGAUACCAGUAAAAAUGAACCCAGGCGUGGAAUAAACGGCAGUGAGAAUAGAGAUGCGAGGGACAGUCGUGACAAUGGCAGAAGGUCGAGGAAUGAUAGAGUUGAUCGUCGUGAUCGUGACAGAGACCGGGACAGAAGGGACGAGAGGAGUGACAGAGACAGGAGAGACGAAAGAAGACUCGAGGAAAGAUCUAGUUCGGGAAAUAAUCAAGUGCAAUCAACGAACACACCAGUGACAACGAGUUCGAGUAUUCAGACCCAGAUUGAAACGGUUGCUACUAGUCCAAGUGUUUGGAGUAUGGGCGUGGGCUACCAGAUGAUGGGAAUGGCUCCCAUAGGUCCUCCAAUGAGCGCGAUGCUCGGUGAAAUGACUCUGGGGCCUCAUAUGAGCCACACGCAUCAUCACCAUGGCUACGGACCUAUGGGUCUAGGGUUGAUGCCUCAUCCUCACGAGGGUGCUAUGCUGAGUGCUCAGAUGCUGGGAACUGAGCAGAUUAUGAACGAUACUGCGCAGCAGAUGAUGAAUGCCGCUGCUGCAGCAGCUGCUGCUAGUCUUCAAGCUCCUACUCCAGCUCCUAGUCAUCAGAAUACAAAUAACAAUUCCGGCAGCACCACCAGCAAUCCAGUUACCAAAGAAAUAAUUCACUGCAAGAGCUGUACGCUCUUUCCACCGAACCCCAACACUCCGGAACGAACUACUCGUGAAAAACCUCCAGGAUGUCGGACAGUUUUCGUUGGUGGUCUGCCUGAAAAUAUAACCGAUGGUAUUAUUCAAGAAAUAUUUGAACGGUGUGGAGAAAUAACGACUCUCAGGUUGUCCAAGAAAAAUUUUUGCCACAUUAGAUUCGCCAGUGAGACUAGUGUAGAUGCAGCCAUUUACUUGUCGGGUUACCGCAUCAGAAUUGGAUCCAAUGUUGAUUCGGCGAAUACCGGAAGGCUGUAUGUGGACUUUGCUCAUAUUUAUGCGAGGGAUGAUCAGUAUGAGUGGGAGUGCAAGCAAAGACAGUUGCAAAGGGAGCAGAGACAUCGGGAGAGGGUCGAAAAGGAACGACAAAGACAACCUUCUAGUCCACCACCAGUUGUUCAUUAUACUGAUUAUGAAGCUUCGAAUAUUUGCGAAAAAAUAAAACAAGACGACACUUUUAUGAAAGCUGUACAGAUCGUCGUAACAUGGCUCGAACGCGGAGACUGCACAAAAAGAAAUUCAAAUACAUUUUACUCAAUGAUCCAGUCAACGAAUUCCCACGUGAGAAGACUGCUGAGUGAAAAGUCAUCAUACGAAGAAGAGUUACAGCGAGCAAAAGAGCUGAUGAAAGGCAGAAUGCAAGGAUUACUUAUACAAUUCAGUCAAAUAGAACGUGUGUUCACCGCCGCAAGCCAUAAGAAAGUAUGGGAUCACUUCACCAAGGCCCAGCGCAAGAACAUCGAGAUGUGGAAGAAACAGUCAUCGUUUUUGUAUUUAAAUGAACAGGAGAUCAAAGCUGUCCAGUUGGAAGAAGCCGUCGUCACGGGAGUCGGCGAGGGAGAGAUGGAAGUGUCAGAUUCGGAGGAAGAGCCGCAGAGAAAAAAAGUCAGGGCCCAGGUGGGAAGUGAGACUGAGGGAGAUGAAAGAGUUCACGCGUUCAAAGAAGAGUCUGAGAGUCUCAGGUGCCAGCUUGAGGCUUACAAAAAUGAGGUUGAUUUAUUGAAGUCAGAGAAUAAAAUCGAAAUUGACGCCAAAGACAAGCAAAUAAAAAUGUUGCAACAAACAUUGAAAGGUAUGCAGGAGCAGUUACUGCAGUCGCAGAAGCAGCAGAUACAAGAUGACCAAAAAAUAAAAGAUUUGACAGUUAAAUUAAACGCUUCUGGGGGAGAUAGCAAUUCGCCGACUGAAAAUGAAGUAAUAACUCUGGAUAAAGAUGACGAUUCAGUAGUAGUGAGUGAGGAACCGCGGACUCCUAGACCACUUGUCGCAGCUAUACCUGGUUGUGUUCAAAUUACUCAAAAAGACGCUAAAUUAAUUGGAUUGAUGGCAACAUUUCUUCAUAUUCAUCCAUUUGGAGCUAGUGUUGAUUACGUCUGGUCGUAUUUACAAAAAAUGGAGCCAGGUAUCAGGCCGAGCGAGGUCGAGGCUCUGAUGCAACGUUUUCCUCAGGUGUUUAAACAAGAGCUACUGGGAAUUGGAGCCAACAUGGAGCGUCGUUGGCAGUUCUCUGGAUUUAAUCUGCAGCCAUCGAGAUCUGCGAUCCAUUGACGACAACGACAACAUGUAGAAAUAUUUAUUGAUACCAGUGAUAAUUCGAUGGAUUCGAAUGAAAUCUAAUUGAGUAAAAAGUCAUAAAAUAAGUUUAAGAAAAAACUUAUAAGUAAAAUUGUGAUGUAGUAAAAUUUUUUAAUGCUAAAUAAUGCUGAUUAGACGAAUUGCCAUUUGCCAUAAUAGAUUUUUAAGUAAAAGUUUAAUAAUUAAAUUUUGAUGCGCAAUUUUUUGGCUUUUAUAAAUUGUUCAUACUAUUGUAUCGAUUUAUUAUUGUAUAUUAAUUAUUUAUUGUUUAUUUUACUUUCAACAUAUCAAU
Messenger RNA from Microplitis demolitor, 2837 nucleotides. Its product is annotated as ecto-NOX disulfide-thiol exchanger 2. The transcript is spliced from 7 exons. Gene Ontology annotation, biological process: ultradian rhythm. Bases 44 to 2518 code for a protein of 824 amino acids. The record is from RefSeq and is a predicted model, not a curated record. Gene Ontology annotation, molecular function: RNA binding; protein-disulfide reductase activity. Gene Ontology annotation, cellular component: plasma membrane; external side of plasma membrane. NCBI's taxonomy places the organism in Eukaryota, Metazoa, Arthropoda, Insecta, Hymenoptera, Braconidae.